AUGGCACAAAUGCUGUGCGUUCUGCUUAUAUUACUAGCUGUGUCAACUUGUUCAUCUGCCAGGCUCUUGAAUGACCAGCUUCAUCACCUCGAGCUUCCUAAAGCAGACAACAAACACAGUGUGUUUUUACCAGAAAACCCAUCACACGAAGAGGCUCAUCAUCAUCUCCGUCCUCAGCAGCAUGUGUUUCCAUGCCACACAGACAAUACAGAUCAAGCUUCUUCUUCUCAUCUUCCUGCUGCUCCUAGAUUUGGUGCUGCAGCAGCCGCCAAGUAUGGGCCCCUGGUCUUGAAUCUUCUUCCCAAAGGGACGAAUCCACCUUCCGGACCCAGCAAAGGAACCAACGACGUCAACACCUAA
Messenger RNA from Prunus armeniaca (apricot), 360 nucleotides. The record is from the annotation of a GenBank genome assembly. Lineage: Eukaryota; Viridiplantae; Streptophyta; Magnoliopsida; Rosales; Rosaceae.